Molecule: messenger RNA, 3872 nt
Organism: Ceratosolen solmsi marchali
Lineage: Eukaryota; Metazoa; Arthropoda; Insecta; Hymenoptera; Agaonidae
Biological process (GO): nuclear mRNA surveillance of mRNA 3'-end processing; nuclear polyadenylation-dependent CUT catabolic process; nuclear polyadenylation-dependent snRNA catabolic process
Cellular component (GO): TRAMP complex
Molecular function (GO): RNA binding; zinc ion binding
Source: RefSeq, a predicted model, not a curated record
AUCAAAUGAAUAUAAGGUUUAAAAUAUGAUAUGUAAGAAAAUAUAAAAAUGGAUUUUACCACUGAUGCGUCAAAUCAUAAUGAAUCCUUUACAUAUAGCAGUGACAGUAAUAAUGAUAGCGACAUCGAAUCUCGGCUAUAUGCUGAAAUUCACUUCGCAAAUAUUAUUGACGGUGAUAAUGAUUUGAUUGAAUCCGCAGUCGAUAAUGAGUUGACACAAAUUUCAGAAAUUACCUCGUACAAUUCAAGCGAUAUCAAUACUUUCAUAACCGGUCGAGAAAAUUUGAAUCACUUUGAACAAACUGAAAGUGGCGAUGCUGAAACAUUUAAUAAUCUUAAUGAAAAAUCAUCGAUUUAUUUUGAAAGACAUUUUAAACGUGCCAAUAUCAUGGAUGAAGUAGAUAUUUCAAGUGUUCCAGCAGAAAGCAGUUUGAAUAAAUCAUCAAAUAUUGUACCCAAUAUAAAUACUUUAAGUAAUUUAAAAAAAAUGAAAAAAUCCAAUAAAAGAUCGGCAAUUGAUAAUAGCUCUAACAAGUCAAUUGAAUCGUAUAAUAAGAAAUCUAAAUAUACUGAUAAGAGUAUAAAUAGCAGUGAUAGAAAAAACAAAGAAGUGAUUCCAAGUUAUUUAUUAAAUGAUUUGGAUAUUUCAACUAUAAAUCGUUUAAGAGAGCAUAUAAAAAAAAAUAAGUUACAACAAGGUAAGACAAAAAUGAAAAUGCUUAAUCCCUUUCAUGGUAAGUCUGCAGACUUUGCACAACUUAUGGAUCCAGAAUUUUUAAACUUAUUGCACGGCAAAAAAUUACGAUUGGCAAAAAAAGCAAAAAAUAGAAAGUUAAAAAAAACAAUUUCCAAAUCAAUUGUGGAGAAUGUAUCCAAUAUAACGACUGACACUAAUAUACCACUAAUUGAAAUAGUUGACAAUGGCGAUAAAAAAAUACUUGAAAAUGAUGACGAUACUACUAGUCAAAAGAAUAAUACAGAAGCUACUGGAAAUAAUAUUGAGCAGCGUAAUUCACUUAAUAUUUCAGAAAUUAUUGAUAUAAGUUCAGAAUCAUCGAGCGAUUCUAAAGAAGAUAAUUUUAAAUACACAAGUGUAGCAACGGAGAAGAAACUUCAAGCAAAGAAUAUUGUAAUAAAUGAUAAUUCAGAAGAAUCGACAUCCGAUUGUCAAUCAAUUUUUGAAAUUCCGGUAUCCCCUAAGCCAACUCCACCUGUGAUUGUAUUAAAAGAUUCUGAUAAUGAAAGCAGAAAAUCACUAAUUAUUCGUGAAGUUGAAAGUCCAACCAGAGGAGAAGAUUUUCUACAUAGCCCCAAUAAUACAGUUAGUAAUAAAUUGAGCGUUGAUUCUGAAAGCGAUUCGGUUAGUGAUAUGAUUUUAAAUUGUUCAGAAAUCGAACCACACGUUUCCAAUUUAAGUGAAAUUAAAAAGCUAAACAAAUUAUCGAAUUUGAGAGAAUGUGACGGAGGAAGGAAUGUUAUUGAAGCAGAUGUUACAAUACUAGAGGAUUCUAUUAACAGUCAUGCGAGUACUAUUGUAAGCUCGGUUAUUAAAGAGAGUAAUUCGAAUGGCUCUAACAAUGCCGAGGUUGCAUCAACUAACAAUGAAACAAACAAUUUAAAUGAGAAGCAGAAAAAUAAGGAUGAUCAUAGCCACAAAAAUAUUUCAAUGGAAGAAUACUUUUUUCAACCCAUGACCAAUGAAAUGAGAACGUUUUACAAUAAAUCAUGGGGGGGUGAGCAGUUUGACAUUAAAAAAUUGAAAAGUCAAAUGUCGCCUGAUCCAAAUAAUUGGGCAGUAUUAAAAGAUGAUGUAAUAAAUAACGUUUCUCACGCUCGACGAUACUUUGGUAAAGUUUGCAAUAAUUGCAGAAAACCAGGACACAAGCAAUACAAUUGUCCCGAAGCAUAUAAAGUAAUAAUUUGCCACAUGUGUGGCGGUAGUGGUCAUCUUGAUACUAGUUGUCAGAACAAAAUAUGUUUAACGUGUGGAAAGAAACAGAAUAUGUACAAAAAAACAUGCCAGUACUGUAGGAAUUUGGUUUGCUCGAGAUGUGAUUCGCAGGGUCACUUAUCGAAUACUUGCCCAGAUCUUUGGCGUCGCUAUCACCAAACUGUAAAGAAUGCAAUUUAUAAUUUAAUCAAUUUAUCAAAUACAAAACUACAAAUGAAAAUUAAUAUAGUCGCGAUUCUUUGUAGAAGUGAUGGUGCAAAAAUUCCUAAAAAUUUAUGCAACGUUAUGAAACCUGAAAAAGAAUUAUACUGUUGCAAUUGUGCGCGAAAGGGUCACAAUUCGAUAAAUUGCAGGAAACGUCAUUGGUCUCAACAUUUCCAAAAUCCACCUUACGUAUCGAGUUACGGUGGUCCAAAUUAUACUCUACAAUCUGAUUCCUCCUCUUGUCCAGAUGAUGUGUGCGACAGAGUAAAUUUAAGCUCCACCCUCGAUAAUUCGGACACUGAAUUUGGUAGCGACAAUGCAGAUAAUUUAAGCACAAUCUGCCAGGGUGGCAAUAAUAAAAAAAGGAAGAAUGCACAAGCGAAGCAAAAUUUGUCCAAAGAUAAUACAGCAGAGACUAAGGAGAAUGUAAACAUUAGAAUUAAAUCUCCUGACAUGGGCAACGGUAAUAAUAAUCCAUCAUUUAAAACACUGCAUUUAAAAUAUUACAUUUCUCCUAAAAGUCAAUCAAAUAAGCUUAAGAAUUUGCAAGUGCUAUUGGAUUUCAUAAAUACAAUAAAGCAUAAUAUGCAAAUUGAUUUUUUGCUCAAACAAAAUAACAAACAAAUUAACAUAAAUAUUAAUUGUUCGUGCUAUCUCGCCUUUGCGUUAAAACAUCUAGUUUCUCAAUUUAUUGAUCGUAAUACUUUUGAAAGAUCGCAUAUAUAUUUGAACUGUGAUAGGGAUGCAAAUACGAUACUGAAUCAUCUAUCUGCUAAAAUUAUUGAAAUGAACAAUGUAACCGAAUGCCCAUUCGAGCUUUAUGAAAAGACUCAACAAUUAAGUAAGGAAAUGGGCCAUGAAAAUUAUUGGGACAAUGAUCUGCGACACUCAUUACAAUGUAGUGAAUUGUCUCGUUGUCACCAAAAAUUAUUAAUGAUCAUAUAUAGAGAAGGAUUUGGUGGUAAUUCCUUGAAAAACUUGCUAAAAGUGAAAGACAAGAUAAGGUUCAAGAUGCAAGGACAGGCAAAGAAAACGAAUAAAUUGAUUUCAUUUAAUUGUUUGUUUACAUAUUUAUAUAACUACAAUAAUGUUUUCGUACCGCAUAGGCCAAAAAAUUUACCGACUUUAAUGAAUCUUUAUAAAGAGCGUAUUGACAUGUGUAAUAGAAUUGCAAACGAUCGAAGUGUGUUUGUAAGGCAAGCAGUGGGAUCGGAUAGAGACUUUACCAGUACAACUACACAAGAGAAAUUAGAUAAUUAUGUAAUUGCAACAAAUAAUUCGUCGCAGCCUUCGAUGGAAGAAUUACAGCCCGCAAGCACUUAUACGAGGAGCAUAACCGCGAGUGAUACAAUUUUCCCAACCGUUAGUUCGGAAACUCUGCGAAUCGAGAAUCAUACGAAAGAAAAUGUAAAGAGAAGGAAAAAAGCGAAGAAUCUUAAUACGUUUUAUAAAUUGUCAAAAAGUUGCAGAGAUGUGAAUAAGAAAAAAAAAUUUAAAACAAUGUUUGAAACAUUUAUUGCAAGGACUAAGCUUCUAAUCGAUACUGCGAGUAAAUUAGAUGCACCAAAUAUACAGAAUGAAAUUUUUAUUUUACAAAAUAAAAUGAAGGACGAAUCGUACGUUACAGUGAAAGACGUCAAGCCACUGAAGAAAUUAGUGAACAGGCUAAAGCAAAAUAAGUAAAAGUAUCCAAACGCAAAUGAUAUAUAUAUAUAUAU